AUGACCCGCAAGCGCCUGAGUCUGUUGUGUCUUGUUGACGGUGACCCCAUCUCAAAAGCCUUUGAACUGGCCACACCAUCGGCAGACACUUUUAGGCAACUCAGAAGCACCAUCCAUCUCAGCAAGCCUAUCUGGUUUAAGGAUCUGGAAGCAGAGGAUCUUACCCUUUGGCACGUCUCGAUCCCCAUUGUGCCAGCCAACAAACACAGACCAAUUCUCCUGAACGAAUUUCUCGAGUCAGCGACAGAGCUCGACCCAAUAGACGAUGUUUCCGAUGUCUUUCCGAAGGCUCCGCCCAAGAAAACGAUUCACAUCAUCGUCCGGCGACCCCCGUCAGGCAAACUCAGAGUGGACAUCAAGAGGAUCACAGACGAGUUCUUCGCACCUGGACCAAUUGCUGACUUUCUCGUUGAAUAUGUGAAGGGCGAGGGACGUCUUCCAACCACAAGUGGGCCUAUUCGAGGUUUGCCAAGAGCAUGGCGUCGCACUUUCGGCAAGCCACCAGAGACACGACCCAGCCUGCUGUUCUUGGACCUGCCCGACCCUUCGACCCCUGACUCAGUGUCAAGGAAUCUUGCAUCGACAACUAUUUCGGAUAUGGUCGAGGAAAACACUCGCCUACAUAUCCCUGUGUUCGGGGUUUCCGGCUGUGGCAAAACCCGCGCUGCAAUCGAACUCCUGUUUCAGCAUUGGGGGUUCUAUUUCAAUGCCGCCGAUGACGACUGGGGAUCAGGUGACAUGAGCACCCUUCACUCUGUCGUCCAGAGGCACUUGGAUGAUACCCGAGACUCCACUACGGUUAACCGACAAGCCAACAACGCCUAUGCAAGAAAAACGACGAUGUUGCUCUUCUUCUCUCGGCUCCUCAUCUUCAAGUACUGUUUGAACGUUCCCGGCAGCAGUGAGACAUUUACAAGCGCAAGAUGGGCUCUCCUACAAGUGUGCCCGCAUGUGAUUUUCAAGGACAUAUUCAACAAGUUAUUCCGCCGAAUUGUCAAGCUUCGACGUUAUGGCGAGAGCGAUCUUUGGGAUGUGGUCUGCGACCUAUUCGACGAAACGAAACAGUGUCUUAUCGAAUAUGGAGGCCUACCAAAGGUCGAUGACGACACCAAGCUCCUAGUGAUCCACGAUGAAGCGCAGGUCCUCGACGUCGGCGGAGAUACACUCACACUCGUUACCUGUGGUACUGGCUUGAGCAUCAAUACUCUUUUCUGGGUUCAGAGCUCCGGCUCUGGUACGAAGGACAGCUCCACGAACUUUGAGCACAUGGAGUUUCCUGGAUGGACGGAUCUAGAGUCGAUCAAGGCUUACAUUUCUCGGUUGCGGAAGUGCCUGAUGGAUGAUGAGUCAAAGCUGGCUUUGGACGAGCAUCUUCCACAAGAGGCAGUCGACAUGCUGUUCGAAAAGUUGACGGGCCGCUAUCGCCCAGCCACAUUGGCGAUGGUUGAUAUCUUGGUCGCGCCGAGGCUCGUCCUCCGUCAAGUGGACCCUCUGUUGGUGGAGCGAGCCUUUGGUCGAAUCAAGAUCCUCCAUGGCCGAGCAGUCGUCGUGGUGGAUGAGCCGUUCGUGUCCAAAGCUGUGGAGAACUAUUUCGUCGCCACGGAUCCCUACUUCAAGAAGGAAGUGCGGCGGAUUAUGCGCUCCUCGACGGCCUCUGCUCAGGGAAGUGUGUUUGAACAAUUUAUGAUGAGCGUUUUCAGCGAAACGUUCACCAGGCGACCUCUAUCCGAGUGGCCACAUCAGCCUCCGAUCUCAAAGAUGUGCCCAGCUCUUGUCGGCAAGGUGGAGAUUGUUGGCUGGAGGGAACCUGGGGUCGAGCAAGGGACCACCUACAAGAAUGUUUCGAUGCAAGAGUUCAUGGACGCGCAUGUCAACCACCAGUCCGUUCAGAACAACAAAUCUGUCGCCCCAUUUUUUUUCCCCAAGUCCAAGCCCUCGGGGCCAGACAUGCUUUUCUUCAUCACAAUCAACGGCUGUAGACUGGUGCCAGUCUUCGUUCAGAUGAAACUGCAUCAAAGUUCGUCCACUUUCUCUGAGAAGGAUUGGAACGACGCGCUCAGCACAGUCUCGGCACCCAAAAUCGAGAGCCACGCAAAAGACUUUCAGGACACCAGUGGUGUGCAGCAGGUCGUGAUCAACGUCAGCGAUGACAACUUCGGCGAAAUCUUCCCCAAGGACCAUGUUGAGUUCGACAGGCUCAAGAACGUGAGAAAACGAUCUGCUGAGGAUGACGACGGCUAUGGUGACGAUCAUACUAAGAAGCAAAGGGGCCGAUCUGCUUCUCGAAAGCGUCGCUGA
Messenger RNA from Linnemannia hyalina, 2298 nucleotides. Lineage: Eukaryota; Fungi; Mortierellomycota; Mortierellomycetes; Mortierellales; Mortierellaceae. The record is from the annotation of a GenBank genome assembly.